AAGGUGGUUUUUUUUAUCGGCUUCUCUUUUCGCCGCUCUCUCUCACUCUCACCAAACAUCUCCCUAACGCUUUGUGAGUGUCAAAGGGGAGGAUGAAGGCUUCCGUCAAAGGCAAGUACGACGGCGGUAAGAGCACCGGGGUAGGCUCAGUGGCCUUCAACGCGGGCGAUAUUAAGCUGCGCGCCACCAUGACCGAUGCCACCUUCGUCCCUGGUCCUACCUUGAACGGCCUCUCUCUGGCCGUGGAGAAGCCUGGCUUCUUCAUCGUCGAGUAUAACGUCCCUAAGAAAGAUGUUAGGUUUCAGUUCAUGAACACGGUGCGGGUUGCUGAGAAGCCGUUGAAACUGACUUACAUUCAUAGCAGAGCUGAUAACAGAACAGUUGUGGAUGGGAGCCUUGUGAUUGAUCCUGUGAACAAAGUCUCUGCUAAUUACAUGGUGGGAACAAACAACUGUAAGCUUAAGUACACUUAUGCGCACGGGAGGAUUGCGACGUUCGAGCCUUGCUAUGACUUUGCAAAGAAGGCUUGGGAUUUUGCGGUUUCUAGGAGAGUUUAUGGGGAUGAUGUUGUCAAGGCCACUUAUCAAACGUCUAGUAAGUUGCUUGGUGUGGAAUGGUCUAGGAACUCCAAAUCCCCUGGAUCUUUCAAGGUAUGUGCGUCUGUGAAUUUGGCAGAGGAAGUUAAAACGCCGAAAUUGACAGCAGAGACAACUUGGAACCUUGAAAUUUAAUGUCCCAAUUUAUUGUUUGCUUGUUACAAUCGAUUUUAGUUUAGACCUUUCUGCCAACCUUUUUUGUUCCAACAGUGAUUCGGCCCUUGGCUUUCUCAUUGCGUCUCUCUUGAAAAAUAAUUUGUUCUAAGGGAAAAAUGUACCCUAAACCUCCUUUGAAUGUAAUGAAAAUCUGCAAAUGGUUCUUAAAAA
Messenger RNA from Brassica napus (rape), 923 nucleotides. Its product is annotated as outer envelope pore protein 24B, chloroplastic. The record is from RefSeq and is a predicted model, not a curated record. Gene Ontology annotation, molecular function: voltage-gated monoatomic cation channel activity. Bases 93 to 731 code for a protein of 212 amino acids. The transcript is spliced from 3 exons. Gene Ontology annotation, biological process: regulation of monoatomic ion transmembrane transport. NCBI's taxonomy places the organism in Eukaryota, Viridiplantae, Streptophyta, Magnoliopsida, Brassicales, Brassicaceae.